This is a messenger RNA of Drosophila subobscura, 2907 nucleotides long. Its product is annotated as endoplasmic reticulum metallopeptidase 1-like. Gene Ontology annotation, biological process: proteolysis. The record is from RefSeq and is a predicted model, not a curated record. The transcript is spliced from 11 exons. The coding region runs from base 230 to 2875 and encodes 881 amino acids. Gene Ontology annotation, molecular function: metalloexopeptidase activity. NCBI's taxonomy places the organism in Eukaryota, Metazoa, Arthropoda, Insecta, Diptera, Drosophilidae.
CCCCAAGGAAAACUAUGGGGGUUGCUCACAUCCGUCGCUGGUGUUGGGCGAUAAAUUGAAUGGCAUGCAGGGAACCGAUUUAUCUUUAUGGGACUCAAAGUGCGAAUCACUGCUGAUAAUAUCCCUCUAGCUCCAACCUCAGGCGCCCAAGGCAGAGAUAUUCAGUGUGCCGACGACCGGACAAAGGCAUUGUUAGACCUUACCAAGCUCUUGCCAAGGACACAACACCAUGAAGCUACCAAGCGGAAAGGACUCUGGCAAAUCAAAGCAUCAGUCAGAUGUUGGCCUCAUCAGGGUGUUGUCACAGCAAAAGGAGCUAAGAACCAGACUCCCAUGGUACUAUGCGCCCUCCUUUCUACUCCUUUGGGUGGCGCUCUUCUAUGCCAUCGUGAUCCCACUCUACCAUCGACUGCCAAACGGCAUUAGCAUCAAGGAGGAGUCGCUCAGGCCCGGCGAGUUUGUGUCGGAGCGAGCACAGAGAUGGCUCUACAAAUACGAUCGCAUUGGACCCAAAGUGGUGGGCAGUGUGGCGAAUGAGGUGACAACGGUUGCCUUUAUUGUGGAUGAAGUGGAAAGUAUACGAACGGAAAUGCGCAGCAAUCUCUAUUAUCUGGAGACAGAUGUUCAGGCGCCCGCAGGUGCCUACAUGCACUGGCAAAUGGUGAACAUGUACCAGGGAGUCCAGAACGUGGUAGUCAAACUGAGCACCAAGAGCUCCAACAGUACAGCGUACCUUCUGGUCAACAGCCACUUUGACUCGAAGCCAAGCAGUCCAGGUUCCGGCGAUGAUGGCACCAUGGUUGUGGUCAUGCUGGAGGUGUUGCGUCAAAUGGCCAUCUCGGAGACACCUUUCGAACAUCCGAUUGUCUUUCUGUUCAACGGCGCCGAGGAGAAUCCCCUGGAAGCGUCUCAUGGCUUCAUCACCCAACACAAGUGGGCAGCCAAUUGCAAGGCUCUGAUAAACUUGGAAGUGGCUGGCAGCGGAGGACGCGAUCUGCUCUUCCAGAGCGGACCAAAUAACCCGUGGCUCAUGAAGUACUACAAUCAGAAUGCCAAGCAUCCGUUUGCCACCACCAUGGCCGAGGAGAUCUUUCAGUCGGGCAUCCUUCCCUCCGACACAGAUUUUCGCAUCUUUCGCGACUAUGGACAGGUGCCAGGUCUGGAUAUUGCUCAAAUCAGCAAUGGUUACGUUUACCACACGAAAUUUGACAACUUUAGGGCGGUGCCCGGGGACUCCCUGCAAAACUCUGGCGAGAAUGCACUCGCCCUAGUGCGCGCCUUUGCCAAUGCCAGCGAAAUGCAUAACCCAGAGGAACACAGCGAAGGCCAUUCCGUCUUCUUUGACUUUUUGGGUCUCUUUUUUGUGUACUACACGGAGACGACUGGCAUCAUCCUGAACUGCGUCAUUGCCGUGCUCAGCCUGGUGCUGGUGGGAGUCUCCUUGUGGAGAAUGGCCCGCGUCUCUGAGGUGACAGCUGGCCAGAUAUCCAUUUGGUUCGCCAUCAUUCUGGGUCUCCAUGUGGUGGGAUUCCUUCUCAGCCUUGGCCUGCCCCUGCUGAUGGGCGUGCUGUUCGAUGCCGGCGAUCGAUCGUUGACCUACUUCAGCAACAACUGGCUGGUGAUUGGCCUCUACAUCUGUCCAGCCAUGAUUGGCCAGGUGCUCCCUUUGUCCCUUUACUACACACUGAAACCCAACAAUAAAAUCAGUCACCCGAACCACCUGCACAUGAGUCUGCAUGCACACUGCGUCCUGCUGGCGCUGAUCGCCAUCAUUCUCACGGCAAUCAGUCUGAGGACGCCCUACCUGUGCAUGCUCUCGAUGCUCUUCUAUGCCGCUGCACUGUUGAUCAAUCUGCUGAGCACACUGCACGAUCGAGGCUACUAUUGGGUGCUGAUUGUGCAGCUGCUGCAGCUGAUGCCGUUCCUUUACUUCUGCCAUCUGUACUACAUGUUCCUCGUUGUGUUCUUUCCCAUGCUGGGCCGCUUCGGACACUCCAUCAAUCCCGAUCUCCUUGUCGCGCUGCUGUGUGCCUUGGGCACAUUCUUUGCCAUGGGAUUUGUGGCACCGCUGAUCAACAUGUUCCGCUGGCCGAAGCUAGUGCUGCUCGGCCUGGGCGUCGUCACGUUCAUAUUCAGCAUGAUCGCAGUCUCGGAGGUUGGUUUUCCCUACCGCGCCGAGACCAGCGUUAUGCGUGUGCACUUUUUGCACGUGCGUCGCAUCUUCUAUGAGUACGAUGGCGCCGUGAGCCUCAAUGACUCUGGCUACUACUUUGACUUCCAGGAUCGUCGUCUCUACUAUCCGCUCGAGGACACCUCGGUCAAUCUCACGGGUUUGGUCAGCACGGAGUCCGAUUGCAGCAAGUACCUGAUGUGCGGCGUGCCGUGCUUUAAUCAUCGCUGGUGCUCGACCCGCUCCAGCAGCCACUGGCUGCCCCGCGAUGAGCCCGUGGCCAUACCAGCUGCAACCUCAUUGCAGCUCUUGAGCAAAACCAUUCUAGAGUCCGGCAACGCUGUGCGCUACGAAUUCGAAAUGUCUGGUCCGCCACACAUGAGCUUGUACAUACAGCCGCUGGAUGGGGUCACUGUGGAGGAUUGGUCCUUCAUCCGCAACAUGCUGGACGAGCCCGACAAGUACUCGGCGCCUUACCACAUAUUCUUCUCCUAUGGCAGGGACAGCACUCCACUGAAGUUCCACAUUGAUUUUGCGAAAUCAUCGGGUAACUUUGAUGUGCCCGUCUUUGAGCUGGGAUAUUCGGCACACUUUCUCAGCUAUGACUUUGAUCGUGAUGCGGCGGGCUUGAAGUUCAUCAAAGAUUUUCCCGAAUUUGCACAUCCCAUGGAGUGGCCGGCGUUAUUUGUGCGCUAUGUCUUCUAAGUCCCUGAAACUCUUGUGAUUGUCUUCCCAUA